Molecule: messenger RNA, 1383 nt
Organism: Stegastes partitus (bicolor damselfish)
Lineage: Eukaryota; Metazoa; Chordata; Actinopteri; Pomacentridae
Gene: jmjd7
Product: jumonji domain containing 7
Exons: 9
Coding region: 166-1179 (337 amino acids)
Source: RefSeq, a predicted model, not a curated record
CAUGUAAACAAAGCAGCAUGGCGGCGGCACUGUCUGGAGAGAAGAGACAGCGGCGAACAUUGAAGUGAUCUUAUCAGUGAUUAUUAUCGAUCUGCGAUCAGCUGAGAGACGGACUCAAUCAAUAAGUCAUCAAUCAAUCAGUCAGAUCGAUGACGGAGAGAAAAGAUGGAGUCUGUGAGGAAACGACUGGCUGAAUGUUCGCAGGAGGCUCACGAUCUGUACCUGAACCAAUCGGUGCCGUACCUGGACGGACCGCCUGACCCGCUGCUCUUCUACAGAGACUGGAUUGGUCCCAACAAGCCCUGCAUCAUCCGCAAUGCCUUCAACCAUUGGCCGGCUCUGUCCAGGUGGACGCCCGACUACCUGAGAGAGAAGGUCGGGUCGAAGGUCAUCAGCGUGGCGGUGACUCCCAACGGUUAUGCCGACGCCGUCAACGGGGAUCGAUUCGUGAUGCCUGAAGAACGACAGAUGUGCUUCUCCUCAGUGCUGGACGUCAUCGAGGGGAAGGUGCAGCGUUCCGGUGUGUUCUACGUUCAGAAACAGUGUUCUAACCUGCUGCAGGAACUUCCUGAACUCACCGACGACCUCGAGCCUCACGUCUCCUGGAUGAGUGCUGCACUUGGAAAGUUACCAGAUGCAGUGAAUUUCUGGCUCGGAGAGGCGAACGCCAUCACGUCCAUGCACAAAGACCACUAUGAGAAUUUGUACUGCGUCAUCUCUGGAGAGAAACACUUCAUCCUGCUGCCGCCCACGGAUCGCCCCUUCAUCCCCUACGGUUCGUACCAGCCGGCCGUUUAUCAUCAGCGGGACGACGGCGAGUUCGAGGUCGUCGAUCAAAGCGACUCAGAAAAGGUACCGUGGAUUCCUCUGGACCCUCUGGAUCCGGACCUGCAGCGGUUCCCUCAGUACCGACAGGCUCGGCCGCUCUGCUGCACCGUGAAGGCCGGAGAGAUGCUGUUCCUGCCAUCGCUGUGGUUCCACCACGUCAGGCAGUCACAUGGCUGCAUCGCAGUGAAUUUCUGGUAUGACAUGGAGUACGACAUCAAGUACAACUACUUCCAGCUGCUGGAGGCGCUGUGUGAUGUCACGGCAGCCGGAGCUAAAGUCUGCGUCAACCAAUCAGGGCUGAGAAUAAACUCUGACAUCAGUGAUGUCGACGAUGUUUCUUCCUCAGUGUGAAACAACCUCUGAACAUCCUGAAACAUCCUGUACAGAUAACAGAUUUCAUUAUUAGUCACAUUUAGAGGUUUUCUACAAACACAACAAGCAGCUGAUGUUAGGCAUCAGAAUAUCAAUAAAUUUUAUAACCUGCAUCUGAAAGACGUCGACGAUUUGAUUUUGUGCCAUAGUGUCAGAAACAGUUCAGUAAAACGAUCUACAUGA